Messenger RNA from Etheostoma spectabile (orangethroat darter), 1965 nucleotides. RefSeq names its product DENN/MADD domain containing 6B (gene dennd6b). Lineage: Eukaryota; Metazoa; Chordata; Actinopteri; Perciformes; Percidae. Gene Ontology annotation, cellular component: recycling endosome. The record is from RefSeq and is a predicted model, not a curated record. The transcript is spliced from 17 exons. Gene Ontology annotation, molecular function: guanyl-nucleotide exchange factor activity. The annotation marks the transcript as partial.
GGGCCCCCAGCCUCCACAGGCCCCCCCAGCCUUCACAGGACCCGCAGCCUCCACAAGGGCCCCCAGUCUCCACAGGGAUGCCCAAAAAUCUCCGCCAGAAGUUACUGUCUCUUGUCUCCACAGACCGAGUCGUCCCAUUUCUUCGGUUACGUCUACUUCAGACAAGUGAAGGACGUCUCUGUGAGGAGAGGAUACUUCCAGAAGUCUCUGGUGCUGGUAUCCAGGUUACCGUAUUAUGGGAUGUUCCACGCGAUGCUGCAGGUCGUUGCUCCAGAGUUCUUCGACAAGCUGCAGCCGUGUCUGGAAGCAGUUUGCAGCGAGAUCGACCAAUGGCCUUCCCCCGUUCCUGGACUGACGCUCCACCUGCCGCUGAUGGGCAGGGUCUUACAGGUUCGGAUUCCUUCCAGAACCGACCAAUCAGGAGGAAGUCCCAUCCGACAGACUGGUCGUCGUCAGGUGUUGCCGGCGCCAACCGUGCUGCCCUCCGUCCACGAGCUGGACCUCUUCAGGUGUUUCCAGCCGGUCCUAGUUCACCUUCAGAUGCUCUGGGAGCUCGUGUUGCUAGGGGAACCACUGGUCGUUAUGGCACCGUCUCCAACCGUCUCCUCGGAAACUGUGCUGGCUCUCAUCAGCAUUAUCAGUCCUCUGAGGAGCUGCUGUGAUUUCCGUCCCUACUUCACCGUCCACGACAGCGAGUUCAGAGAGUUCACCACCAGGACGCAGGCGCCGCCUAGCGUGGUCCUGGGCGUCACCAACCCGUUCUUCAUCAAGACAUUCCAGAACUGGCCGCACAUCGUCCGGCUCGGAGAAACCAAGAUGGCCGGUUAUUUACCCAAACAGGUGAAGGUGAAGAAACUGUCCAAGCUGAAAACUCUGGACACCAAACCAGGCAUCUACACGGAGUUCAAGACGUUUCUACACAAAGACAAGAUUUUAAUUAAAAGACUUCUGAAGGGGAUCCAGAGGAAGCGCCCCCCCGAGGUCCAGACCUCCAUCUUGAGGCGACACCUGCUGGAGCUCACGCAGAGUUUCAUCAUCCCAUUGGAGCGGUACAUGGCGAGCCUGAUGCCUCUGCAGAGGUCGGUGACACCGUGGAAGACCCCCCCUCAGAUCCGUCCCUUCAGUCAGGAAGACUUCCUGUCCACUCUGGACCUCGCGGGGCCUCCUCUGACCUCAGGACUCAAAGGGGAUUGGACGGGACUCUACAGGAAGUUCUUCCGAUCUCCGAACUUUGACGGCUGGUUUCGGCAUCGCCACAAAGAGAUGACGCAGGAACUGGAGCGUCUCCACCUGGUCGCCCUCGGAGACGCCGACCUGAUGGGUUGGACGAGGGAAAAGUCGGAAGUGGAAAUUGUCGACUUUAUUCUGAAGCUCAGAGAGAAACUAAAUAAAGCUCGGCGGCAGCAGCUGCAGGUGAAGGACGGCGUUCUGGAGAAACUGGAAACUUCCAUCGCCGCCGCCGUGGGCUCGCUGCCCGCCGCGCUGCAGCCACUGGUCACCUGACUCCGCCCACUGGUCCACUGGCUCCGCCCACUGACCCCCUGACCCCGUCUACUGGUCACCUGACUCCGCCCACUGGUCCACUGGCUCUGCCCACUGACUCCGUCUACUGGUCACCUGACUCCGCCCACUGGUCCACUGGCUCCGCCCAUGACCCCAUCUACUGGUCACCUGACUCCGCCCACUGGUUCCGCCCACUGACCCCGUCUACUGGUCACCUGACUCCGCCCACUGGUCCACUGGCUCCGCCCACUGACCCCCUGACCCCGUCUACUGGUCACCUGACUCCGCCCACUGGUCAUGUGACCUGGCUCCGCCCUGCCGCCGCUGGUCACCUGACUCCGCCCUUCAAGUCCAGGUUGAUUUGAACAGAAGUUACUUUUGUUUUUGGUUAUUAACGUUAUUUGACUCUAUAUUUUACCUCUAAGUUAUUUAUAUCAGAACUCAGUGAAUGUAACAAAUUAU